AUGCCACAAGUCAGUGCUUCAAUUAAAGCCAAGCUUCGCGUUGCCAUCAUCGGCGCAGGUCCGGGUGGUCUGACGCUCGCAGUGGCACUCUCGAAGUUUAGCGACUCUCAAUGCCCGGUCAUAGUCGAUUUAUACGAGUCUCAACCACACAUUGGGACCAUCGGGGCUGGGCUCAGCGUUUGGCCGCGUACACGAACUCCGCUCACUGAGCUUGGGCUCAUGCAACAUCUGCAAGGGGAGCUCAAUGCCGAAGCCGAAGAGGGGAGAGCGCUGUUGUUCAGGAAGUCAGAUGAAGCGCAAGGUUAUCCUGUAUUCCAGAUGCAAGCAGACUGCAAGCCGCUGCUCGUCCAUCGCUCGACGUUCAUCCAUGCCAUCAAGAAAGAGCUACCCUCCGCGCCGCUCUGUGCCUUUCACCCAAGCAAACGGCUGUCUUCGCUCACCCAGAACGACGAGGACGGCGUUGUGAAGAUGUACUUUGCCGACGGCAGCACCGCUGUUGCUGAUGUCGUCAUUGGUGCGGACGGGGUACGGUCUGCCGUGCGCACCAGCAUGCUCUCCGAGGAUGAGCGCGUUGAACCGAAAUGGUCGGGGGUCAUCGCGUAUCGAGCAUCUAUAACGCGGGACAUGCUAGUGGCCCAUGGCAUGAGAACACGUCAAGCUGAGCCUCAUAUGCACUGUGGUAAGGGAAGGCACAUUGUGACUUACCCCAUCUCUCGUGGCGAAAGUGUCAGCCUGGUCGCGUUCGUGACACGAGCGAACUAUGGCAACUUCGAGGGGAGAUGGAACCGCGAUGUUCCGGUGGAGGAAGUACGCGAAGCUUUCGCCGGUUGGGAGCCGGAGGUCGAGACUUACAUGCAGUGCAUUGAAGAGUGCCAGGCAUGGGCACUUCACGUUGUGGGCAAUCUUCCACGCUGUGCGUCUGGCCGAGUGGCGAUCCUUGGUGAUGCGAUGCAUGCGAUGGAGACAAAUAUCGGCGCCGGCGCCGGGCAAGCCAUAGAAGAUGCAUACGUCCUCGCACGUCUCUUGACGCACCCCUCGAUAUCGCGCUCGACUGUUCCUCAGGCUCUGCAAGCUUAUAACGAAUCGCGCCUGGAGUUGACGAUGGAAGUUGUUCGGCAGACGCACUACGCUGGCAGGCUUUUCGAGUUCAACGAAGGCCCACUUCCUUUUAUGCCCACCGACAGUGCAUGGCAAGAUAGAUGGAGCGAGCAGGUGAGUCAGGUCUGGGACUUCCAGAUGCGCACCAAAGGGGCAGAAGACUGUUGGAAGGAGGCCGAAGAGUACAUGCACGAGAACUUGUCCAAGCUGGAGGAGAGUGACUAG
Molecule: messenger RNA, 1323 nt
Organism: Peniophora sp. CBMAI 1063
Lineage: Eukaryota; Fungi; Basidiomycota; Agaricomycetes; Russulales; Peniophoraceae
Source: the annotation of a GenBank genome assembly